AUGAAGGAGGUUAGCUACCACGACGAGAAAAUGGAGGUGUACUGCAAUGCAGUGUGUCACCUCGAAGACAAGUUCGAUGAGCUAGAGCUUUACCACAUCACGCGCAAGUACAACGAGGGAGCGGACGAACUGGCCAAGAUCAUGUCCGGGCGGACCACUGUUCCCCCGAACGUCUUCGCCCGCGACCUUACCAAGCCAUCCGCCGACUUCAAGAAUCCUACGGAAGCCAUCGGAGCAGCACCCAAACCCUUGGGGGCUGCGACCACAGAGCCAUCAGCCAAAUACCCCUCGACGGAGGAGUCCGAGGCCAUGAACACCGACAUCGAGACCUCCUCGGUGGACGAGGCUGAAGCAAUGGAGAUCGACGAAGCCCCGCCUCUGCGAGAUUGGCGUACCCAGUAUCUUGACUGGAUGAUCCGGGGGAUCCUAUCCUCGGACUGUGCUCAGACACGGCGCAUCGCUGGGCGGGCCAAGUCCUUUGGCAAGGAGCUAAUCCGAGACAUCCACGCCAGCAUCUGCGGUCACCACACCGCGCCGCGCACCCUCGUGGGCAACGCGUUUGGGCAGGGCUUUUACUAG
Molecule: messenger RNA, 579 nt
Organism: Panicum virgatum (switchgrass)
Lineage: Eukaryota; Viridiplantae; Streptophyta; Magnoliopsida; Poales; Poaceae
Exons: 2
Coding region: 1-579 (192 amino acids)
Source: RefSeq, a predicted model, not a curated record